This is a messenger RNA of Protobothrops mucrosquamatus (brown spotted pit viper), 1377 nucleotides long. It is a transcript of the gene PPP2R2B, whose product is annotated as protein phosphatase 2 regulatory subunit Bbeta. The transcript is spliced from 9 exons. The record is from RefSeq and is a predicted model, not a curated record. Lineage: Eukaryota; Metazoa; Chordata; Lepidosauria; Squamata; Viperidae. Gene Ontology annotation, molecular function: protein phosphatase regulator activity; protein binding. Gene Ontology annotation, cellular component: protein phosphatase type 2A complex; cytosol. Gene Ontology annotation, biological process: peptidyl-serine dephosphorylation. The coding region runs from base 1 to 1341 and encodes 446 amino acids.
AUGAAAUGCUUUUCCCGCUACCUGCCUUACCUCUUCCGACCUCCGAACACCAUCCUCUCUUCCAGCUGCCACACAGAAGCUGACAUUAUCUCUACAGUAGAAUUCAACCACACAGGAGAAUUACUAGCGACAGGGGACAAGGGGGGUCGUGUUGUAAUAUUUCAACGUGAGCAGGAGAGCAAAAAUCAGCCCCAUCGCAGGGGAGAAUAUAAUGUUUACAGCACAUUCCAGAGCCAUGAACCUGAGUUCGAUUACCUGAAGAGCUUAGAGAUAGAGGAAAAGAUCAAUAAAAUACGAUGGCUCCCACAGCAGAAUGCAGCCUAUUUCCUUCUCUCCACCAAUGAUAAAACUGUGAAACUAUGGAAAGUCAGUGAACGAGAUAAAAGACCAGAGGGCUACAAUCUCAAAGAUGAAGAUGGACGCCUCCGAGACCCCGCCACAAUUACCACACUACGGGUACCUGUGCUAAGGCCAAUGGAUUUAAUGGUGGAGGCAACUCCCAGAAGAGUCUUUGCAAAUGCACAUACCUAUCACAUCAAUUCCAUCUCUGUAAACAGUGACUAUGAAACCUACAUGUCAGCAGAUGACUUGAGGAUAAACUUAUGGAACUUUGAAAUAACCAAUCAAAGUUUUAAUAUUGUAGAUAUAAAACCAGCAAACAUGGAAGAGUUGACAGAAGUGAUUACAGCUGCAGAAUUCCAUCCGCAUCACUGCAACACCUUCGUCUAUAGCAGCAGCAAGGGGACAAUAAGAUUGUGUGACAUGCGAACGUCUGCUUUGUGUGACAGACACUCCAAAUUUUUUGAAGAGCCCGAAGAUCCAAGUAACAGAUCUUUUUUUUCUGAGAUCAUCUCUUCAAUUUCUGAUGUAAAGUUCAGCCAUACUGGGAGAUACAUCAUGACCAGGGAUUAUCUCACUGUCAAGGUGUGGGAUCUAAAUAUGGAGAACAGACCUAUUGAGACAUACCAGGUUCAUGAUUACCUCCGCAGCAAGCUGUGCUCCCUCUAUGAGAAUGAUUGCAUUUUUGAUAAAUUUGAAUGUGUAUGGAAUGGGUCAGACAGCGUCAUCAUGACUGGCUCCUACAACAAUUUCUUUAGAAUGUUUGAUCGCAAUACCAAGCGUGAUGUGACUCUUGAAGCCUCAAGAGAAAACAGCAAACCCCGUGCCAUCCUGAAGCCUCGCAAAGUUUGUGUUGGGGGCAAAAGGAGGAAAGAUGAAAUUAGCGUGGACAGUCUGGACUUUAGCAAAAAGAUCCUGCAUACAGCUUGGCAUCCUUCAGAAAAUAUAAUAGCAGUGGCCGCAACAAAUAACCUGUAUAUAUUUCAAGACAAGGUUAACUAGGAGGGAGAAAAGAUGCUCCUUGGGAACCUAAUAUUC